This is a messenger RNA of Hibiscus syriacus, 477 nucleotides long. RefSeq lists its product as uncharacterized. NCBI's taxonomy places the organism in Eukaryota, Viridiplantae, Streptophyta, Magnoliopsida, Malvales, Malvaceae. The record is from RefSeq and is a predicted model, not a curated record. The transcript has 2 exons. The coding region runs from base 1 to 477 and encodes 158 amino acids.
AUGCCGUGGUUAGUUGCGGGGGACUUCAACGAAAUCGUGUUCUCGUUUGAAAGGCAGAGUGGUCGGCUUCAUUCGGAAAGGAAUAUGGCAGGCUUCCGUGAUGCGUUGAGUGAUUGUGAUCUUGCUGAUCUGGGGUUCAAGGGCAACUGGGCGGUUGCGAAUUCGAGUUGGUGGCUUUUGUUCCCGGGGAAUUUAGUCACUCAUCUUGGCCAUUCGAUUUCCGAUCAUUGCCCUGUAUUAACAGAAACGAAGCAGUAUCAGUUUGUUGGUGUUGGUCCACAACUUGCUAAAUUUCGGUUUGAUGCAAACUGGGUCUUGGAGGAAGAGGCCGAGCACAUCAUUAAGAGCUGUUGGGUGUCUGCAACCGAGACUGUUCCUGAUCGACUUGAUAAAUUGGUUCGUGAGUUGGCUGCUUGGAAUGCCAGUCGAAAGCGUAACACCAAGCGCAGGAAAAAUUCUCUACAAGAGCGGCUUUGA